UGAAAAGAAAGAGGCAUCAAAGUCAAGCACUUUCUGUUGGCCCUGUAGGAAAGAUUACCAGCGAACUAGUAAACCUUGGUGCUAGCUUUAGAACCAAAUACCAUUAGCCCACAGGAAAACAAUUGCUAGAAAAACCAUGGAAGAGAUAAAUGACAGCCCACUUAAGCUACCCUCCCUCUCUAUGCAAGAUGAAUAUAAGGACAUUACUCGCUUUCUUGGGUUAGCUGAGAUUGAAGAUUAUUUAUCAUGUGGAAGUGCUUUUUGACAAGAACAUCAAGAUGCUUCUCAACAUCAGCAGGCAACAAGGCACUUAAAUGGUGGGAUCAUGUAGCCCCAGCUCCAAAAGAUCCCAUUACUAGUGUUACUGAGGCUUUUCUUGCUGACGCUAGUCCCACAAAGAUCAAUCUUGGAGUGGGAGCUUAUAGAGAUGAUGAAGGGAAACCUGUUGUCCUUCAAUGUGUUAGAGAGGCUGAGGCAAAGAUUGCUGGUUGUGACUUCUUAGGUAUUGGCAGGGAGUCGGUCUCUUCUGCAGUGAGUUCAAAACUGGUUGAGGAGAGUGUCAAAUUGGUUUAUGGAAUGAAUUCGGACAUUAUAAAAGAAGGGAGGUUUGCUGGAGUUCAAGCUCUAUCAGGAACCGGUGCAUGUCGUCUCUUUGCUGAGUUCCAGAGGCGUUUCUAUCCUGGAUCUCAAAUAUAUAUGACUGGUCCAACUUGGUCCAACCACCAUAACAUAUGGAGAGAUGCCCUCGUUCCAGAGAGAACUUUUCACUACUACCAUCCUGAUUCAAAGGGUUUAAAUUUUUCUGCUCUUAUGGAUGAUGUCAAGAAUGCCCCAGAUGGUUCUUUUUUCUUACUCCACCCUUGUGCUCACAACCCAACUGGGGUUGACCCUACCGAGGAACAGUGGAGAGAAAUUUCGUAUCUUUUUAAGGUAAAAAAUCAUUUCCCCUUCUUUGACAUGGCUUAUCAAGGUUUUGCAAGUGGGGACCUCGACAGGGAUGCCCAAUCAAUCCGGAUUUUUGUUGAAGAUGGGAACUUAAUAGGUUGUGCUCAAUCCUUUGCGAAGAACAUGGGAUUAUAUGGACAUCGAGUUGGUUGUCUCAAGUAUGUGCACAUUCUGGAUUAUAUUUUGAGUGUUCUCUGCAAUGAUGCAAAGCAAGCAGUUGCAAUUAAAAGUCAACUGCAGCAGAUUGCCCGGGCAAUGUAUAGCAGUCCUCCUGUUCAUGGUAUAUUACUGGUCUCAGGUAUCUUGAGUGAUCCUAAUAUGAAAGCACUUUGGGUCGAAGAGGUGAAGGUGAUGGCAAAUCGCAUUCAAAGUCUGCGGACUACUCUGCGGAAAAGCCUUGAGCAAUUGAGUUCUUCGCUCAAUUGGGAACACAUAACUAAUCAGGUUGGGAUGUUUUGCUUCUCCGGCUUGACCCCUGAGCAGGUUGAUCGGCUGCAAAGGGGAUUUCACAUUUACAUGACUCUUGAUGGACGUAUGAGACGCUUUUUGAGAAAGAACAGAAAAGCAAAAGCUGUCUUGCUUCUGAAGCAGCUGAAAGAGCCUAGUUACUGUAAUUGAUUUAAGAAUCUGGAAGUUUUAAGCAUGGAAACUUUAAUGGUUUGUCCGUGUAAAGCCAAAUCAAUCCCUAACAUAUGGGUAAACAUGGACCACAAUCCCACAGAACAGCUGUGAAACACGCUCGUGAUGCUAGCAGGCUGAACUGCCGACAAGUUGGACACAAGCAAAGCUUGAGCAACUGUUAUUUGUUAGUCGUUGGAUUUCCAUUUUGGAAUCUUCUUUCUUGUGAGGUUCUUCAGUCUCAUCUAGUCUUCUUUGUCAGUCAUUAGAAAGAACAAAAUGAGAUCCUUUAGCAGUACAUCUUUCUUUGCUCUUUUGUUCUUUAGGUUCUUAAAGUGCAGAUGCUUUGGGCCCAUGACAUUGACUCAUUGGAUUUUUCUAAGAACGAACUGUUUAUGAUUCAUGGUUAUGAAGAAAUUUCCCUGAGCUUUGUAUU
Molecule: messenger RNA, 1999 nt
Organism: Populus trichocarpa (black cottonwood)
Lineage: Eukaryota; Viridiplantae; Streptophyta; Magnoliopsida; Malpighiales; Salicaceae
Product: aspartate aminotransferase, mitochondrial
Exons: 10
Coding region: 247-1563 (438 amino acids)
Biological process (GO): biosynthetic process; amino acid metabolic process
Cellular component (GO): mitochondrion
Molecular function (GO): L-aspartate:2-oxoglutarate transaminase activity; pyridoxal phosphate binding
Source: RefSeq, a predicted model, not a curated record